AUGGAUGAGGUGAGACGGGGUGCUGAUUUGCACAAACUUUUACAAGAUCCAGUAAUGUCGCAAGCAGGUCAACCUGCAUCUAGUCCAGGCUUGUUCAUGGAAGAUGAUAGCCGAACAAGCGAAGAGGAAUAUAUAGCUUAUGCCAUGGAUGGGAGCCAACCACCUUCAGCUCCAUACCAUGCUGCUCCAGGUACAAGAAUGAUGGACAGUGCAUCAAUGAUGUCCUAUUUUGAACAACAGAACCAGCUGAUGAGGAUGCUUGUUGAUUGUAACAUGAAGGCUGCUCUGCCUCCUCAGCGCAUAAAGCCCUUCAAUGGGGAUCCAAUUGAAUACUACUCAUUCAUAAGUGCCUUCGAACAUGCAGUAGAGGCCAAGACCAGUAACGAUGUCGACAGGCUUUAUUAUUUGGACCAGUAUACCACAGGAGAUGCGAAUGCCAUUGUAAAAAGCUGCAUGUAUGGCCAAGACAAGUCCAUGGCUUACAAGAAGGCAAAGGAUCUUCUUAAGAGAAAGUUUGGAAAUACCCAAAGAAUCAUCGAAACCAUGAUGAAGAGAGCCUUCCAGUGGCAGGAUAUAAAGCCUGAAGAUGGAGAGGAACUGCAUCGUUUUUCAAUUUUCGUAACUGAGCUACACAAUCUCGCAAAGGAUCUCCAAAUGCUAUGUGAAGUUGAUCACUCACAAAGCAUUAAGCAGGUUAUAGGAAAACUCCCAUACAAACUCAGGGAAAGAUGGCGAGUUUUAGCUGAUGAUAUCUUGGAGGAGAAGGAAAGGAAUGUUACUUUUGCUGAUGUCGUGAAAUUUGUCACAAAACAGGCCAGAAUCGCCACCAACCCUGUGUAUGGUGAUCUCCUGAAGUACCAGACCAAACAGACAGGGAAAUCUGGAACUGUUGGUGGUAAGGCGUCAAACACACACAGAACCAGUUUGGGUGUAUCAGCAACUCCUGAGGGGUCUAAGGAUAAGGAAUCUUGUAUAAUUUGCAAGGAGAGGAGCCAUUCACUUGCGGAGUGCCCUGCAUUAGCAUCCAAGCCUUAUGAUGAACGAAUAACAGUCUGUAAGAAGCAAGGUCUUUGUUUCGGCUGUCUACGCAAGACUGGACACAUGGCAAAAGACUGCAAGUGGAGGCUGAAGUGUAGUGUAUGCGGUAAAUCUCAUCCUACAGUGCUACACAGGGAGAAGAAAGAUAAUCCUUCCACGAACAAUAGCAUCAGUAGGGAUAGGCAGGUCUCGGAGGAGUCACUGGAGCCAGAGGCAUCAGCUGCUGGGACUACACAUGCUGGUCAGAGUCGGCAGACAAUCCAUGAAAACAUUAACCAGGAAACUCACGUCAAGUGUAGUUUCGCUAGUUCAUCUCGGACAGACACUCUACCAGGCAUUAUCCCAGUGAUAUUGAGGUCACGUGAGACUGGAAUGGAAGUCAAAACAUAUGCCUUUGUUGACUCUGGUAGUAAUGCGGUUUUCUGCACAGAGAAGCUUGCCAGCACCCUUCAUCUUCAGAAAAAGAAGAUAAAUCUCCAUGUGUCUACCAUGACUGAUGAAAAGGUGGUACGCAGCCAGGUAUUCACCGGUAUGGAAGUCUCAGAUUUGACAGGCAAAAACAUUGUCCAGCUUCCAGAGGUGUAUUCACAAGAAAAGAUACCAGUGAACAUGGAAGACGUACCAACAAAGGAAGACAUACAGAAAUGGCCCUACCUUCAAGGUAUUGAGUUACCAGCCAUCCAAGAAGCUCAUGUUGGUUUACUAAUAGGAAGCAAUGUACCAAAGGCAAUGGAGCCAAUUGAGGUAAUCAACAGUGAAACCCCUAACGGACCCUUUGCUUGCAAGACCGUGCUAGGCUGGCUGAUUUAUGGAGCCGUUAGGGAACAUGCAAAUAGUGCUCGCAGAAUUCAGUCCCACAGGGUGAAGGCGAAAGCAAACAUUGACCUUCAAUUUGAAAGGCUCUUCAAUCAAGACUUCAAUGAAAGGAUCAUUGAAGAGAAACAGGAGAAGUCGCAAGAAGAUAAAGUCUUCAUGAAUAAGGUGGAGCAUUCAAUCAAAUUGCAAGAUGGUCACUACGAGAUCGCCCUCCCUCUUAAGAGAGAAGAUAUCAAGUUGCCCAGCAACCGACCCCAAGCAGCUCAAAGGUUAGGCCACUUAAAGAAAAGGUUUGAACGACAACCUGAAUUUCAGAAAGAAUACACUGCCUUUGUGGACUCGAUGGAGAAGAAAGGUUACAUGGAAAAGGUACCUGAAGAGGAAAGAGAUAGAGAUGAUGGCAGACUGUGGUACCUCCCUCACCAUGGUGUCACUCAUCCUCACAAGAAAAAGCUGAGAGUCGUAUUUGAUUGUUCGGCAGAAUAUGGAGGUUUCUGUGUAAAUAGGGAGCUGCUACAGGGGCCGGAUUUAACUAACCGACUGUUUGGCGUGUUAACCAGAUUCAGACAGGACAGGGUAGCACUCAUGGCAGAUAUAGAAGGGAUGUUCUCGCAGAUUCGAGUACCGAAGAAUGACGGGGAUCUCAUGCGAUUUCUGUGGUGGGACCAAGGUGAUAUUCAGAAACCAUUAUCAGAGUUCAGGAUGAAAGUUCAUGUGUUCGGCGCUGUGUCCUCACCAUCAUGUGCCAAUUACGCAUUGAAAAGAGCGGCAGUGGACCAAGCAGACAGAUUCCCUGAAGAAGUUGUAAGAACAGUACAUCAGAAUUUUUACGUAGAUGACUGCCUGUGCUCUACAUCCAGUGUAGAAGAAGCCGUUCAGCUGAUGUCUGACCUAAUAGAAGUAUGCCGAGGUGGAGGAUUCCAUUUGACUAAGUGGAUUUGUAACCAACAAGAAGUGCUGAAAUCGGUCCCAUCAAGGGAAAGAGCGAAGAGCAUCAGAGGGCUGGAUCUGGAUAUUAAGAAUAAUGUGACAGAAAGAGCUCUUGGGAUUGAGUGGUCCACUGAUGACGACACCAUAGGUGUGAAGGUCGACCUGAAGGAUAGACCUUGCACAAGAAGAGGCAUUUUAUCCACAGUUAGCUCGGUAUAUGAUCCUAUAGGAUGUGUGUCUCCAGUGAUAUUGCCAGCAAAGCAGUUGCUCCAAGUACUGUGCCGAUCUCAGCUAGGUUGGGACGAAGAGAUCCCAUUAGACAUGUCUAAGAAGUGGCAGAAGUGGAAGGCGGAGCUACCCAUGCUCUCGCAAUUUAAGAUGCCUAGAUGCCUUAAGCCUAGCAGAUUUGAUGCAGAAGCAGUGACUUUACACCAUUUUUGUGAUGCUAGUGAGAAAGGGUACGGGACAGUCUCCUAUCUAAGAUGGCAAAGGGACGACGAGAUUCAGAUGAGCUUGGUAACAAGCAAAGCAAGGGUAACACCAUUGAAGGAAGUCUCUAUCCCAAGAAUGGAACUCGCAGCAGCGACUCUAGCAGUCAGGAUUAAUCAUAUGAUUAGGGAAGAGCUAGAAUUUCCCAUAGACCAAACAUAUUUCUGGACAGAUAGUAUGUCAGUCUUAGGAUAUGUAACCAAUCAAACAGCCAGAUUUAAGACAUUCGUCGCUAACAGAGUGGCAGUAAUAAGGGACGGAUCAGAACCACAUCAAUGGCGUUAUGUGGAGUCAUCAAUGAAUCCCGCCGACAGCUGUUCAAGAGGAGUCGAGGUUAGCAAGUUCCUUCAAUGGAAAGCUUGGAAGGAUGGACCAGAAUUCCUGAAGAAUCCAGACAAUGAAUGGAUGAACAAGUGUGAAGUGUUACCCGAUGACAUUACAGUGGAGCUGGAAGUUAAAGGAAAAUGCUUAGCAACAGAAGCAAUCCAAGAAUGUAAUAAUCCAACAAGAGAACUGGUGAAUUAUUAUUCAGAUUGGAUCAGACUAAAAAGGGCAGUGUGCUGGUUCAGGAGAUUCUUAAGAUGGGUAGUACUGAAGUCUAAGAACAAGGCCAAAGAUGUAUCUAAAGACAACAGCUUGAAAGCCAGGAUUACACUCAAGGAAAUGGAGGUAGCAGAGAGUAUGAUCCUAAAGUUUGUGCAGAAGGACAACUUUGCUCAAGAAAUCAGAUGUCUAGAAAGAAAGGAAUCUGCUGUUGGAGAAAACAGAAGAGGAAGUUCAGGAAUCAGGAAAACAAGUCGAAUAUACAAACUCGACCCAGUGAUCAAUGAGGGCUUGUUAAGAGUUGGAGGAAGGCUGCAUAGGAGCUCAAUGCCAGACAGUGCUAAGCACCAGGUAAUCAUUCCCAAGAAUGAGCACGUCUCAAAUUUGAUCCUGGAAAACUUACACAAUAUGUCAGGACAUAUGGGAAGGAAUUACAUUCUGUCAAGCCUACAUCGGAAAUACUGGAUGCCAAGUGCCGACGCAGCCAUCAGGAAAAUGAUUAGCAGAUGUAUUCCUUGCCGACGGCAUAGAGCCAAGAUUAUGGAGCAAAAGAUGGCAAAUCUACCUUCUGAUCGAGUCAAACCUGAUGAACCUCCAUUUACCUCAGUUGGAAUAGACUACUUCGGUCCUUUAGAGGUAAAGAGAGGGCGAUCUGUAGUUAAAACAUAUGGAGUAAUGUUCACAUGUUUAGUUUCCAGGGCGGUGCAUAUCGAGAAAGCUGAGAGUCUAAACACAGACUCGUGCAUCGCAGCCAUCAGGAGAUUUAUUGCCAGACGGGGAACAGUAAAAAAUAUGAGGUCUGAUAAUGGAACAAAUCUGAUAGGAGCACAAAGAGAGCUUAAACGGGAAAUUGAUAACUGGAAUCAAGUACAGAUCAGCGACACACUGUUGCAACGUAACAUUCAGUGGACCUUUAACCCUCCAGGUGGUUCUCAUCACGGUGGCGUUUGGGAGCGCCAAAUUCGUACUGUCAGACAGUUGCUAUUCAAUCUGGUUAGGCAGCAAAGACUUGAUGACGAAGGUUUACACACUUUGCUGUGUGAAGCUGAAGGUAUCAUUAAUGGAAGGCCUUUGACAAAGGCCUCAAAUGACCCAAAUGACUUGGAAGCAUUAACGCCUAACCAUUUGAUCCUGAUGAAGUCUCAACCUGUACUACCUCCGACGCUAACAAGAGAGACUGAUACUUAUGCUAGAAGGAGAUGGAAGCAGGUGCAGUACUUGUCAGAUAUAUUCUGGCGAAGGUGGAUGAGAGAAUAUCUACCUCAACUACAACAGAGGCAGAAGUGGGUGGAGCCUCAACGUAGCCUUCAAGUAGGUGACUUGGUGCUUGUUGUAGAUCAGACGUUACCACGAAACUCUUGGUUAUUGGGACGAGUUACUCAAGUGUAUGCGGAUGACGAGGGCUUAGUUCGCAAAGCCGAGGUGAAAACAAAGUUGGGUGUCUACUUAAGGCCAAUUAGCAAGCUGUGUUUCAUCUUAGAAGGAGACAUAUACUAG
Lytechinus pictus (painted urchin) is the source of this 5313-nucleotide messenger RNA. RefSeq lists its product as uncharacterized. Gene Ontology annotation, molecular function: zinc ion binding; nucleic acid binding. Lineage: Eukaryota; Metazoa; Echinodermata; Echinoidea; Temnopleuroida; Toxopneustidae. The record is from RefSeq and is a predicted model, not a curated record. The coding region runs from base 1 to 5313 and encodes 1770 amino acids. The transcript has a single exon. Gene Ontology annotation, biological process: DNA integration.